GACAUCUGAUUGGAUAAUAUUUGUUCCUUCUUUCUCCUUCCUAGCAGAGCCAUCACGUUUGGUUGAUGAGCAAAAAGUUGAUGUCAACCUAAAAGAAGCCCGAGAAACUCCUCCCGUCUCGAAAUUAUGAGUGACCAACAGGAUGAAAUGGCCGCGAUGGUGGAGAGCGGUGGAGGCUUCCUUCAAAAGCGAAACACAAAUACCGGACAAGACUCCCAGCAGCCUUCUCCUCUAGCUCUGUUGGCAGCGACCUGUAGUAGAAUCGACACCCCGGGUGAGAGUGACUCCGGCUCCGAACAACAACAGUUAGACAUAAGCCAAGCCCAUCUGACCCAGACAGCCAAUGGGAGCUGGCAGAUCAUCCCGGUCAGUCUCGGUAGCACCAGUGGUUCCAACACCCUCACCACCGACUCCACUGGCAUGGUCAUGACCGCGGGCGACUCAGGGAAGAACAGGGGGCAGCAGGUGUUGACGUCAGUCUCCAGUGGGCACCAGGGACAGCAGCAGUAUGUGCUGUCCUCAGCUCCUUCUCUACAGGGCCAGCAGGUCCUCACCAUGUCUGGGGGCCAGGUUGUGUCCAUGCCCAACAUCCAGUACCAGGUGAUCCCUCAGUUCCAGACGGUGGAUGGCCAGCAGCUACAGUUCGCCCAGGCAGGGGUGCAGCAGGACCCUAAUGCAGCUGGGGCCGGACAGUUCCAGCUAGUCUCCUCGCCUAACGGUGGUCAGCAGCUGGUUAGAGCAGGGAGUGGAGGGAAUAUCCUAACCAUGCCCGCCGGGCUCCUACAGCAAGCCAUCCCCCUACAGAACCUAGGUCUGGGUAACAGCGUCCUGCAGAACAACCAGGGCCAGUUCCAGUUGGCUAACAUGCCUGGGCUCCUAAACGGCAAUAUCACCCUCCUCCCGGUCAGUGCAGCUAGUGGCUCUGGAGGGGAAGGGAGCGGAGGGGACGGAGGCUCUAACCAGCAGCUGAUGCAGCAGGUAGUGUCAACCUCCGGCGCUUACUACACCAACUCAACCACCACCACCACUCAGACAGGCACCUCGUAUGGAGGCAUGACACAGCAGACUCAGAGCACCAACGGCUUCCAGAACUCUGUUGGCGGGAUCCCCAUCCAGCCAGACAACAGAGAUCAACAGCAGCCGCAGCAGAUCCUCAUUCAACCCCAGCAGCUCAUCCAGGGAGGGACCUCCCUGCAGACAAUCUCAGCCGGGGGACAGGUGUUCGCGGCCCCAACACUCACCCAGGAUGCCCUGCAGAACCUGCAGAUUCAGACCAUCCCCAACACCUCUCCCAUCCUGCUGAGGACCAUCGGGCCCAACGGACAGGUGAGCUGGCAGACCCUCCAGCUGCAGAGCCCAGCGGGGACCCAGAUCACCCUGGCCCCCAUGCAGGGUCUCACUCAGCUGGGCCAGGCCCAGGGAGGCACCAUGCAGCUCCCCGGGCUGCACACCAUCAACCUCAACUCACUGCAGAACUCAGGCUUACAGAUGCACCAGCUACAAGGGGUCCCCAUCACCAUCUCUAACACAGUUGGAGACCAGGGUUUGCAUACAGGGGGGGACAGUCUGGAUGACGGCACAGCCAUGGACGAGGGAGACACGUCCCCUCAGCCUCAGAACCGCCGGACACGCCGGGAAGCCUGCACCUGUCCCUUCUGUAAGGACGGCGAGGCACGAGAUCCCAAUAAGAAGAAGCAGCAUAUCUGUCACAUGCAAGGUUGUGGGAAGGUGUACGGUAAGACAUCUCACCUGAGAGCCCACCUCCGCUGGCACACUGGAGAACGACCCUUCGUCUGCAGCUGGUCCUUCUGUGGGAAAAAAUUCACUCGCUCAGACGAACUGCAGCGCCACAAGAGGACACACACAGGUGAGAAGAAGUUCCAGUGUACAGAGUGUCCAAAGCGCUUCAUGCGCAGCGACCACCUCUCCAAACACCUCAAGACCCACCUCAACAAGAAACCCACCACCGGUGGCGCUGCGGCCUCCGAUAACUCCGCCCCUCAGUCGGGUGGAUGCGGAGCCGCGGAUGGCGGGGCCGGGGUCAAUGACCAGCACGCCCUCAUCGCCAUGGAGACACUGUCGCCCGAGGGCAUCGCCCGAUUGGCCAGCAGCGGCAUCAACGUGAUGCAGGUGGCCGAUCUGCACUCCAACAGUAACGGAUAUUGAUUACUGAUUGGAUGUGGGGGUCAGGACAGUAGUGGAGGAGUGGACAUUGAUCUAUCUAAGGGCUAAUAAAAGGGCUAUGUGUUUCUAGAUGAUAUACAGUAAGACUAAAGGCUAAUGAUGGGAAUGGAGGGAAGAGCCCUGUUAGAUAAUAUCUUUGAGAGACAGGAUCCAGGGAGUCCCUGUCUUUUUUAUUUAGAUAAACUACUAUGGUGUCUUUCCAUGGACUUCAAGCCAAUGAAAUAGGGAAAAUGGGGUGGGUCAGGUGGAGAGGAGUCUCGAUGUUUAGUCAGCUAGAUCCGAUCGAUGAUGGAAGGGAAUUAAUGGGACUGCUACAGUGGUUAUCAUAGAUUGUCGUAACUUUAGUAACACGAUCACAAAGGCCCUUCUGGAUCUGGUGUCGGUCUGUGGGUGUGUCGGGGGGUUUCCAGUUCACAAAGGCCCCUUCCAAUACAAUACAAAUCCAUCACUUCCAAUCUCUAUUUGUACAGAAUACAGAUACACACUACUGCUACUCAGUCCAGUGUCCUGCUUGCCUCCCUACUCCCCCCCUCUCACCUCUCUCAGGUCUCUUCUUUUCCAACCCCCUCUCUCUCUGUCUGGGUAUAGUACACUAUAGUACAAUAUACACCAGGGCUACCUUCAAUACUCCACUGUACUAGCUGGUUGAGUGGGUUGGGCCUCGCCUGGUCACUCACGCCCUCUCUAGUCCCGCCCAGUAUCACCAUUGGUUCUUUCUCAUUGGAGGCCAGUGUGGAUGGGGGGAGUGGCUCAUUAUUAGGUCACUAGUGACUUCUGGGGCCUGUUCAGGAGGAUGUUACGUUACAGAACGUUCAGAUGGAAACAUGGUGUAGAACAGAAAUUAAUGUCGGAUAAAAUAGGGGAAUCGUGUCAGCUCUGUAUUUUCUAUCUGCAACGUUCCGGCACGUUUCAUGUCCCUGAAGACAGCCCAGACCUAGGAGCAUUAAUCCUCGGGAUGGGGGACACUCUCUGGUACCCUAUUACCUACAUAGGGCACUACUUUCAACCAGAGCCCUAUGGGUCCUGGUCAAAAGUAGUACACUACAUGGGGAGCCAUUUUGUUUUUAGAUACAGAUCUAAAAUCUUCAUGAGAUAUCUCCUUGUUUUCUGCCUUUUUAUAUGAUUAUUAUAUAGGUACCCAUUCAAGCCAUCAUGCUUUGAUAUGUUUAUUAUCAUAGCCAAAAAAAAAUAUUUGGGAUAACUUUUUUUGUAUGUACAUAUGUUUUUUUUCUUCUUUUCUUCAAAAAAAUGUGUAAAGCUACAGAAAUUCUUACCCUAGGAAGGAUCAACUGAACUUUAUAUGGUCGCAAGAGAUUGCCUUUCUGUUGAGUCUCUCAUACACAAUCAAUCUUAAACUUCUAUUGUUAUUAUCAACUUUUAUAUAAAUGUAGAUUUUGUUUGUAAACUCUAUUUCAAAAGUGUUCUGUCUAUAGAAUGAACUAUGUAUGUAUUCAAUACGGUCCAGUUCUUCCCAGUACAUAUUUACUUUUUCUGUGGUAUAUUUGUCAACUUCCUUCAUACUCCAGCCGUUUUCUCUGAUGCAUUUGGAAAUCAAAUUCCUCCUUGACUACUUUUGAUUUUGUUUUUUUGUUAGUCAUAUUUCCAAAUAAUGCAAAAAUAAAUUUAAGCUAAAACCAAAGUCCAUAUUCUGUUUAAGAGGACUCUGGAAUGGAAUGUUUUGUCCUCAGUUCUAGAACAGUUGCAGACAGUCUGCCAACAUAACCCGACUCCGGCCAUGGUUCUUUUGCAUUUUAGUCAUUUAGCAGACGCUCUUAUCCAGAGCGACUUACAGUUAGAGUGCAUACAUUUUCCUACUGGC
Messenger RNA from Coregonus clupeaformis (lake whitefish), 4003 nucleotides. It is a transcript of the gene sp1, whose product is annotated as sp1 transcription factor. Gene Ontology annotation, molecular function: RNA polymerase II cis-regulatory region sequence-specific DNA binding; DNA-binding transcription factor activity, RNA polymerase II-specific. Gene Ontology annotation, biological process: regulation of transcription by RNA polymerase II. Bases 127 to 2166 code for a protein of 679 amino acids. The transcript is spliced from 7 exons. Lineage: Eukaryota; Metazoa; Chordata; Actinopteri; Salmoniformes; Salmonidae. The record is from RefSeq and is a predicted model, not a curated record.